Pyricularia oryzae 70-15 is the source of this 3415-nucleotide messenger RNA. RefSeq lists its product as uncharacterized. The transcript has a single exon. The record is from RefSeq and is a predicted model, not a curated record. NCBI's taxonomy places the organism in Eukaryota, Fungi, Ascomycota, Sordariomycetes, Magnaporthales, Pyriculariaceae. Gene Ontology annotation, molecular function: calcium ion binding. Gene Ontology annotation, cellular component: membrane. The coding region runs from base 102 to 3314 and encodes 1070 amino acids.
GGCAGUCCCCUAUCUUGGCUUCCAAACCAUCCACCACCGUGCCGCUAUACGGCAUCUCUUCAGAACAGGGUGAACAGGAUCGCGGGCCCUUCUUCUAAAAAAUGGCGCCGUCAACGGCGAGGCUGUGGAUUGCUGCACUUAUUGUAACUGUAUGCGAGGCAGCGCCAACAGUCUCGUUCCCCAUCAACUCCCAGGUGCCACCUAUCGCCCGCAUCGGCGAGCCCUUCGAAUUCGUCUUCUCAUCAAGCACCUUCUCCUCAGAUUCACCUAUAACAUAUACACUGUCGAAUCCACCAGAUUGGCUAUCAAUCGAAAGUGGCGCACGACGAAUAUUCGGAAUACCUCGGCAGGCAGACGUGCCCUCCGGGGAAGUCUUGGGUGUACCCAUCACGAUCGUUGCUACUGAUCCCUCCGGCUCUGUUUCGUCGGCCGCGACGCUCGUAGUGUCGAGGAACCCGUCCCCGGUCGUCCAAAUUCCGCCCGCGGAGCAGGUGCCCAAGUUUGGCCAACCGUUUUCUCAGCCGGCCUCUGUGCUCUCCUAUCCGGACAAUGACUUUGACUACGCUUUCUCGACAUCCACCUUUUCCCGACCGAACCUCAACUAUUAUGCCGUUAGUGGCGACAACAGCCCUUUGCCAGCCUGGAUUUCGUUCGACCCAAGCAGACUGGGUUUCCGCGGGAGGACACCACCACUAGGUUCGCUAGUGAACCCACCGCAGGCCUUUGAGUUCAAGCUCAUGGCCUCCGAUGUCGUUGGCUUCUCGGCCGUCUCACUGUCAUUCUUUGUAGUUGUAGGAGAGCACCAGCUGACGACUGAAGAGAUCUCGUACGACAUCAACGCGACCAUCGGCUCUGCUGUGUCUGACAAGAACCUGAAGGGCAAGGUUAGACUGGAUGGGAGAGAGGCAGAGCCAGCUGAUAUAAGAUCGAUCGAGACGCCAAAUAUUCCCUCCUGGUUGUCACUUGACAAGGACAACUGGGAGUUUCGUGGCAUACCACCGACAGGUUCCCGACCUACCUCUUUCCCCCUGAUUCUCCGAGAUCGAUACGGGGACUCUCUCAACCUGACCGUGCAGGUCAACUUUGCAACAGCUUUAUUCCGAAAUUCUCUUGGAGACCUGCAAGUCAAGGCUGGGUCUCGAUUCUCCUUCGACUUGAAACCACACCUGUUGAAUCCGGACGCGACCGAAAUCGAACUGGAGACGGAUUCAGCUUCGAAAUGGGCUAGUUACGAUGCCUCCGUGAUGAGGUUGUCUGGGAACAUCCCGAGAAAUCAAGGUGUCUCUGCUGCGACGCUGGUGCUCAAGGCGAAGUCCAAAACCUCUGACAUUACAGACGAGCGCGCCUUGAGGAUACGAAUAGACGAUUCAGGCGAAAGCAGCUCUCCAACGACCCUGAUAACAGCUCCGACUUUGUCAGCAACCCAGCAGCCAACGCUGGCGGGCGAAACCUCGCCAGAGUCGACUUCCCAAUCAAGUCUGCCGACAUCUAGUAGCGAAUCCAGCGAAGGCGGAGGACUAUCUCUGGGAAAGAUCCUGCUGGCCGUCCUCUUACCCGUCACGCUGCUUGCCAUCCUAUUGUUUUUCCUGUGUCUGGCCUGGCGCAGGCGGAGACAGCGUCGAUCUCGCCCCCUGGACAGGAAGGACAUCUCGGGGCCCAUUCCUGGCAGCUUCAUGCAGGUCGGUGUCCCUGAAGAUUCGCCAAUGCGAGAGGUUAGCAAGAGCGUCGAUGUCGGAUAUCAGGAAACCGCGGGAAGGAAUAGUGCCCCAGGAGGCCGGACCUUUUCCUCGGCAGCGUCGAGACAGAGUUUCUACAGGUUCCCAAUGACACCGCCGCCGCGCGCCCCCCCUGUACCUGGAAGUGUACUAAACGCGGACCACGGCCUCAAAGGCGGUAAAAACGCCAGCAGCGGUUGGAAAGCGGCCAAUCUAUUUGCGGCUGCCACCAGAAAAGCGCGCAGGGCGAGGUCCAAGAGUUACCUCUCAGAUACUAGCGUAUACGUAGACCCCCAGCCCUUCGACGUCUCGACGAUGCCUUUGCCGCCUCGAAUGGCCGGAAGCGCCGGGGGUGCGGGUUCAUUCCGGAGCACCGUGGAAUUUGGCAUCCCUACGUUGCACGACUAUAACGACAGCAUACAGCAAACCCCGGAAAGGUUCGAGGAUAAUGGGACUGUUGGAACUGUUGGAACAAUCGAAUCAGGGAGGGCGGUGAGGAGGUACUACCUCCCGGCUGCCAAAUCGGGGGAGCCAGAUGCGAGCCAUGAAUACAUGGACAUGUCUCCUGACGACCCGGCGACGUUGCCACCGGCUCCUGCUCAGCUUAGGUUUAACGGGCGUUCAAAGGUAGAUGCAUACGACCAGGAACAAAAUGGCAAAGGCGGUGGCACCGUGGCCGGAUUUGUUAGCAAGCUCAACAACAAGAACAGUUUUGGCAGCAUCACCACGGUGGACACGUUCAAGGACAAGACAACAGCAGCAAGAGAGCAUCGAGUGGGAGAGCACAUGGACGGGGGAAUCAUCAAUCGACCACGGCCGGCAGCUUUGUCGGGCCUACCAUCGUCACUCCCACACGGUGGACGUAGCCAAUCGGCAGGGCUUCGGGGAGUUCUUCCGCGCUCCACUGCCGCAAGACCACCAAUCAUCAACAUAUCUCACCACCAAACCGUGUUCAAUGAUGAAAUGGGCGGGGAGUGGACGCCAGUCCUCCCCGACCCGCUUGGCAUCUCGUACGAAGACAUCGCCAACAGCUCGCCGUUUCAGCAUUCCCCGACGUGGUUGACCAUCAGGAGCACAGAAAGAGGGGCAUCUUCUGCCGAGCCGGAUGCAAGUCCGUCUUCUGGCAAGCCGAACUGGACGGUCCUGAAGGAGGAUGACGACUCGCCCGUCAUCAACGAAUGGGUGCAGCGCGAUGGUGAGAGACGAGACGGAGGAUACGAGAAGGCAGGCCGUGGUGCAACAGGCCCGGGUCUGGGGACCAAUAUACAUAAUAAUAAAGAUGGUGACGCCCAUGCGCUUCGGCACCCGCCGGCUGACAGAAGCUGGGAUGUCGGCCUGGGGUUGAGGAGUCUGUGGAAGGGUAGCAAGUUUCGGGACGACAGGGGGCAUCUUUCCGAGGUGGCGAUGAAUUCAUCAUCAUCGCCUUCACCGCGGGCCCAGGAACGAGACACGAAAUACACGUCGCAAUACUCGGUCUUUAGUAUGUGGGGCUCGACUGAGGAGAACAACACGGGGCGGUCGGCUGGCGGAGCUGGCAGUAAUGGGUCGAGGGGAUCGAGUUUAAGGUCUAGGAUUAGCGACUAUAGGGUUUUUGUUUGAGCCAGACCAUGGAAUAUAGCUCUUCCGCUAACUAUAGGCAGCUUAUUGGAAAGGUUUCCUUCGAUACUUUGGCAAUAAACUUGCGAUUGCAUUUUCCCCUG